GUGGACGAGAUCCUUUCUCGCGCUGGGAUUUCCAGCGAUCUUCGCCAAAAGCAAGGAAGGGGGGGCUGCUUGACGGUCCUCGCAGUGGCUAUCUUCUCCUCCUUGUCGGGGUUGCUCAUGGGCCUGGACAUUGGCUACAUGGCCGGUGUGAAGUCGAUGGAGAGCUUCUCCGAAGACGUUUUGAACGGAAAUCCUAUGACUGGGAUGCAGGACAGUCUCAUCACAAUGAUCUUCGGAGCUGGGGCGGCUGUUGCCUGCUUCCCGCCCAUCAUGGACUUCCUGGCAGGGAAGUUGGGCCGAAAAGGCACGCUGAUCGCCGGCGGGAGCCUGUUCUGCCUUGGAUCUGCCGUCCAGACUGUGGCCUGCGACAUCUGGACGAUGGCUGCUGGCCGCUUCCUGGCGGGCCUCUCUGUGGGAUUGCUGUCAGGCAAUGCGCCCAUCUACACCAGCGAAAUUUCGCCUCCCGCAAUGCGCGGGCGUCUCGUGGCUGGCUUCCAGUUCGCCGUGACGGUUGGGAUCAUGGUAGCGUUUCUGCUGGCUCUGGCCUUCGAGGAUGUGGUGGAGCCAUUUAGUGGCUGGCGCUGGCUCAUUGGCGUGCAAGUCAUCCCAGGAGCGCUCCUCAUACUUGGUGGCGUCAUUCUCCCUGGAUCGCCCAGGUACUUGGUAUCUCGUGGAAAGAACACAGAAGCCUUCAAUGCCUUGCUCCGCCUCCGCAGCAAGGAGCAGGAUGUGCAAGCUGAGUUUGCGGAGAUCGUGUUGGAGCAAGAGGACGAAGAAGCCAACGGACAGGCCACCUGGAAGGAGUUCUUGUCAGGAGACAAUGCGAAGCUCCUGGGAAUCGGACUGGCGAUUCAACUGCUCGGCCAGCUGGCUGGCAUGAAUGCCUUCAUGUACGACGGGCCCCUGAUCUUCGAGAGGCUAUUCGACAGCCCUCAUGCCGGGCGACUCUUCACCGCAAUUGCGGGUGCAGUGAACAUUGUCGCCACGAUUCCGGCCAUCCUUCUGGUAGAUAAAUUCGGCCGAACCUCUUUGAUGAAGUGGUCUGCCAUAGGCAUGUGCCUUUGCUCGGGUAUUCUCGCCACAGUGGGCGAUAUUUGCCUCACGAAGGAGGACAGCCUAACAUGCGGACCGUGGUCGCAGUGGAUAGCCACCCUGGCAAUUUGCGGCUUCAUCCUGAACUAUGCCUACGGCUGGGGUGGCAUGCCUUGGAUCUACUGUGCGGAGAUGUUUCCGCUGAGCCAUCGCACCAAGGGAGUCGCAGCCACCACGGACGCUAACUGGAUUGGGAACAUGCUCAUUGCCUUCCUGACACCCAUCCUCCUCGAGAGCUGGAACUUCAACUUCUUCUGGGUGCUGGUUGCCACAAACCUUUUCGGAGUCUACUGCGCCAUGUCCGUGCCGGAGACGAAAAACAAGAGCCUUGAGGAGAUCAACGUCAUGUUUCGUGACCUCUUCAGUAGGCAGCGGAAAGCGCCGGGUUCCGGCGCAUGA
This is a messenger RNA of Symbiodinium sp. CCMP2592, 1491 nucleotides long. NCBI's taxonomy places the organism in Eukaryota, Dinophyceae, Suessiales, Symbiodiniaceae. The record is from the annotation of a GenBank genome assembly.